AUGACUGAAAGAGAAUUCACUCUGAAACAUAUAUUCACUGAUGUUGAGAAACUCGAGCAAGAUCAAUCUCUCUAUAGUCCAAUAAAAGAAAAUUUUGGAGUUAAAUGGAAAAUAAAUAUUGAAAAAAGAAACGAACACCUCGGAAUGUAUUUAUACACAAAUGUGACGGAAAAUCAAGAAAUUCACACUAAUUCUAUCCUGAGAAUAUUCUCGAAAAACCGGGAAAAAAAUCAUUCAAAUUCUGGGAGUGAUUUAUUCAAAAAUAAUGGGGAUGACUGGGAUAAUUGGGGUUGGCUCUAUUUUAUUAAAUGGAGAACUUUGGAAGAUGAAUAUCUGGAUGAUGGAAAAUUGGAAGUGGAAGUUCAUGUGAAAAUAAACAAAAUGGUUGGCUUUCCGAGAGAAGAAUUAAGAAGCUUUGGGGAGGACAUGAAACAAUUCUCCGAUGUCACAUUGAAAGUAAAAGAGCGGAAAUUCUAUAUUUCGAAGUUGUUCCUCUCCUCUCAUUCUCCAUAUUUUGCUACUUUAUUUUUGGGAAGAUUUCAAGAAUCUGAGAAAUCAGAAAUCGAAUUAAAAGAUGUCAAUCCUCAAGACUUCCAAUACUAUCUUGAAGUUCUACAUCUAGAAAAUAGAAUUGAUGAUGAUACUGUCCAAGGAAUUUUAUCAGUGGCUGAUAUGUUCGACACUCCUAAAAUUGUCAAAAAAUGUGAAGAAUUUUUGGUCAAGGAAUCAAAACAGGGAUUGAAAGAAAAGUUGGAAAUGGCUGGAAGUUACAGGUUGGAAGAACUGAAAAAAAUGUGUCUUAAUCAGAUCAAGUCAAAAGCGGAUAUUAGUUCAGUUAUUUCAGAGGAUCCCAAGGGAAUGGACAAUGAAAUUCUUGCAGAGCUUCUCAAAAAAUCACUUGUUUUCAAUUGA
This is a messenger RNA of Caenorhabditis briggsae, 912 nucleotides long. Lineage: Eukaryota; Metazoa; Nematoda; Chromadorea; Rhabditida; Rhabditidae. Gene Ontology annotation, molecular function: protein binding. The transcript is spliced from 5 exons. The coding region runs from base 1 to 912 and encodes 303 amino acids. The record is from RefSeq and is a predicted model, not a curated record.